ACGUAGUGUGAUGUUAUUUUCCUAUCGUUUUCCAUUUGCUAGAGGCCGGUUUACAAAUACCCGAUACGGUGAUUAUUAUUUGUAUUUUUCCCAUGCAAGAUUGCGGAUUUAUGAUGAAACUGAAUGAUUUGUGAUUUGGAACAACGUGUCUGGUGAAAUGGGACACGACAAAGAUCAUCAGUCGGUUUAAAAUAUAGAAAAUUGAUGAAUUUUAUCAUGUUAGCACGCACACGUGUUUAGCCCUCGGAAAUGAUUUUGUCGAUAAGGAAGUGUGCCAUUGAUCGCGAAGGGAAUAAUUUUUCAUUGACAUAGCGUGAAACCGAAUAAAAAUCGAACAUGAAUAAGGUGAGCAACAUACCACCGGAUCUAGAUUUAGAUGAUCCAAAAUUUAGGAUCAAACCGUAUCAACAAAUUAUGGCUGCAUGUACUGGUGCUUUCAUCACAUCUAUUAUCGUUACCCCUUUGGAUGUGGUAAAAAUUAGACUUCAAGCACAACAGAAAGCUAUGCUUUCUAACAGGUGUUUUCUUUAUUGUAACGGUUUGAUGGAUCAUUUGUGUCCCUGUUUGAAUGGAAAAGGCCCACCUUGGGCUAGAGGAAAUGGACACUUUAAUGGCACAGUGGAUGCCCUUAUGAAAAUUAGUAAAAAUGAAGGAAUUCUUUCUUUAUGGAGUGGUCUAAGUCCCACUCUUGUCCUAGCAGUACCUGCAACCAUAGUGUAUUUUGUUUCAUAUGAACAAUUAAGAUUAUAUUUUAAGGUUGAUAAAAUUUCUCUUAACUUUCAUUUGCACCAUGAGCCUUUAAUGUUACUUAUGUUUUUGCAGGAUAAAUAUAAUAAACCAUUAAAUAAUGAAAGGCUUAAUAUAGCCGCUAUGGAACAACCAUUCUGGAUUCCCAUGAUGGCUGGAGCUAUAGCACGUAUUUGGGCUGCAACCUUAGUGAGCCCGUUAGAAUUAAUUAGAACAAAAAUGCAGUCACAAAAAUUAAGUUAUGCAGAAAUUACACAAGCAUUAAAAACUGUUAUAAAAUACAAUGGUAUUUUUGGGUUAUGGAUGGGACUGAGUAGCACUCUUCUACGCGACGUACCUUUUAGCGCAAUUUACUGGUUAAAUUAUGAAACUAUUAAGCAAAAAUUCCGUGGACCGCAAGAAACUUUUACUUUUAAUUUUGCAGCAGGUGCUAUAGCCGGAUCUAUGGCUGCAUUUUUUACAAUUCCCUUUGAUGUUGUAAAAACGCAUAGACAAAUAGAAAUGGGUGAGAAAGAAAUUUAUUCAGAUAAACCUGGACAUAGUAGCGGAACUUGGACUAUAAUACGAAAAAUUUACAAUCAAAACGGAAUAAAGGGAUUGUUCACAGGAUUAAUUCCGCGUGUAGUGAAGGUGGCACCAGCUUGCGCCAUCAUGAUAGCAACAUUCGAACACGGGAAAAGAUUUUUCCAAACGCACAAUGCUAGCUUGAUACUUGAACGCGAAAGUGAUUUACAGUAUUUACAACAUAAGCGCAAUAGUAAUAAAUGACAUGUGAAUCGUGUGAAAGAUUAUAAUAUAUUAAAUGUAAGCGACGCAAAUAAAUUUUAUUUAAAACUGA
Messenger RNA from Hylaeus volcanicus, 1585 nucleotides. RefSeq names its product probable mitochondrial glutathione transporter SLC25A40. The record is from RefSeq and is a predicted model, not a curated record. Gene Ontology annotation, biological process: mitochondrial transmembrane transport. Bases 337 to 1515 code for a protein of 392 amino acids. The transcript is spliced from 7 exons. Lineage: Eukaryota; Metazoa; Arthropoda; Insecta; Hymenoptera; Colletidae.